This is a messenger RNA of Penicillium robsamsonii, 717 nucleotides long. RefSeq names its product SDR family NAD(P)-dependent oxidoreductase. The record is from RefSeq and is a predicted model, not a curated record. The transcript has a single exon. The coding region runs from base 1 to 717 and encodes 238 amino acids. Lineage: Eukaryota; Fungi; Ascomycota; Eurotiomycetes; Eurotiales; Aspergillaceae. Gene Ontology annotation, molecular function: oxidoreductase activity.
AUGAACGUACCAGAAGCGCCUAUCUUCCCCCUUCUUGAAGGCAAGGUUGCCAUCAUCACAGGCGCCGCCCAGGGCAUGGGCAAGGCUACCGCUUCUGUAUUUCUCCGAGCAGGGGCCAAGGUAGUCAUUGCCGAUGUGAAGGCAGAGCAGGGUGCUCAGGUCGCAGAGGAGCUUUCUGCUUUGGGAGAAAUCCGUUUUGUGGAGACUGACAUCUCCAAGUCAGAGGAUGUGCAAAACCUCAUUGAGCAGACAGUCAGCGCCUUCGGCAAAUUGGACGUGGCAAUCAACAAUGCGGCAAUGUCUCCCGACCAGACUCCCCUGAUUGACUUUGACGAGUCUUAUUGGCGCAGAUUGAUGGAUGUCAGUUUGACUGGUACCGCGCUAUGCUGUAAAUAUCAGAUGCAGCAAAUGAAAAAGCAGGGCUCAAAGGGUUCUAUUGUCAAUAUUGCUUCCAUCAACGCAUAUUCACCACAGCCAAAUAUGCCAGCAUACACGGCGGCUAAGCAUGCACUGCUAGGCUUGACCAAGCAUGCGGCAACUGAAGGUGGUCCUAAGGGGAUCAGAGUUAACGCCAUUGCGCCUGGAGCAAUCUUCGUAAGCUUUUCCCAUUCUGUAAGUCAGAGAUGGUCUAACAAGAGCAGAGUGAAAUGUCAGUUGCGGCGUUGGAGAUCAUGGGCACCACCCAUGAUGAGUUUGCGCCCAAGGUUAGCAGCUUAA